AUGCGGCAGCUGCAGCAACUGCUGCUCCUUCUCGGCUCCCUCCAGCCGAUCGCGUGGACCUACCCGAUGGCCAGGAGCGUGGAUCGAUCGGCUGAUUGGCCGGGAGAAAUGACCGACCACGAGAUGUUGGCCAUGCAGUUUUGGAUGGCCGUUGGCUUGGCCAUUUGGGUGUGCCUUUGCGGGUUCGUGUCGCUGUGCCUUGGCUUGUACUUCUUUCGAAAGUGGGGCCGCGAGACUGCUCUCGGUCUACCGGCCGCCACCGCCCCCAUCCCGAACAUCUUCCUCAAUUACAACACCGCCAACGAAAAACUGUCCGGCCGUAGCCAAGCGGAAUCCGGGGCCUCAACCCGCCCUCUACAAAAGCAAGAUGCCGCCGAGAAAAGCGCCGAGCCGCCCAGCGAGAAGGAGCACCACGAGCCGGACAAGCCGAGGAAGUCGGGCAGCAAGGAGAGCAAGCCAACAUCACCGAUAACCCCCGCGGCUGCCGCGAAGAAGACCGCCCCGCUGCCGCGCGUCGCCAAGACCGCGCCGCACAAGACCAUUUUCCGCGCCGCGGAGCUGCCGCCGCCCACGUGGGAAGGGUCCCAGGAUGUGCCAUGCUUUCCCAAGACCGCUGCUCCUCUUCCGGCCACUGGCUACGGUAGCCCGCAAGACAAGGAGGAGCCUCAUGUGCCAAACGCCAGCAAGGAGCUACCGAAAGAAAAUCGCGACCCAACCCUCGAUCAAGCCGAAACUAAAGCCAACCGCACGCAGUCGUCGAAGGGGUCACGCAAGCGCGGUACGAGCAGCUACAAGCCGCCCGUCAGCAAGAUACGCAACGUGCCAAAUGAUGGUGAACUUGUUGAGGCUGUGUCUGAGAUUGAUUUUAGACAUCACCCAGACCUCGCAGAGCCACCACAGGUCGUAUGUGCCGCUGCGCAACCGAACGAGCCCCAAAAAGAUGAGGAGCCGCAGCUCCCCCCGCAGUCGGCCUACAUGCCCGUGGCGGCGGCCGACCUUGCUGCCGGCGGCGUCCACUCGAUGUACAUGCCUGCCGCGAAGAAGGCA
Messenger RNA from Mesorhabditis spiculigera, 1047 nucleotides. The record is from the annotation of a GenBank genome assembly. NCBI's taxonomy places the organism in Eukaryota, Metazoa, Nematoda, Chromadorea, Rhabditida, Rhabditidae.